Messenger RNA from Macroventuria anomochaeta, 174 nucleotides. RefSeq lists its product as uncharacterized. The transcript has a single exon. The annotation marks the transcript as partial. NCBI's taxonomy places the organism in Eukaryota, Fungi, Ascomycota, Dothideomycetes, Pleosporales, Didymellaceae. Gene Ontology annotation, molecular function: DNA-binding transcription factor activity, RNA polymerase II-specific; RNA polymerase II cis-regulatory region sequence-specific DNA binding. Gene Ontology annotation, cellular component: nucleus. Gene Ontology annotation, biological process: regulation of transcription by RNA polymerase II. The record is from RefSeq and is a predicted model, not a curated record.
CGACGCUAUGUGUGUGAUGUACCACAGUGUGGCACCCCCUUCUUUCGCCCUGAGCAUCUUUCCCGGCAUGUCAAGUCCAAGCACUCGGGUGCGAGGGAGUUCGGUUGCAGGGUACCCGAAUGCAAAACACUGUUCUCGCGCGGCGACAACUUGCGCGACCACUACUGGACACAU